GGCACAAAAAUAUUGCGGUCCUAUUUACUAUUGCUAAACGAUGCAUCUAGUUGAGUUUUAUAGUUGUCGUAGCUGAUCAUAAUCUUAAGCAAAGCGUAAGAUAAAACAGUAUGAACAGUACUUGCAAACAGAUGUGCUUGUGCUCUAAAGUGAUCUACAGAGUUUUGGCGAAUCUCACAAGAAGAUUGUGCUCGCUGGCAAUUGAUGUGGGUUACAAAAUGUGUAUUUUUUGUUGCUUUAGUGCACAUCGGACAGAUCCCGCAACAUGUGAGAUGAUUAAGGAAACGUCCGAAGCCUUUUACAAGGAUGUCAGCAGGGAAAUGGUUGAAAAACUUCUGAAGAAUCAACAGAACGGAACGUUCAUUAUAAGGCCGUCCAAUACGUCCAAACUGGGGACCCUGUCCCUCGUCCAGGACAGGCGAAUUUUUCACUUGAAAAUCCGAAGGAGGGAGCAAGAUAAUUGUAUCGCCUUGGGCAGAGAGAAAAACAAUGAAAAGUGUUUUAGCAACCUAAAUAGUCUUAUUAAUUAUUACGUGAGCAAUUAUUUAAUUUUGUGCUCUAAUGGGAGGAGAAUAAUGACUUUGCUGCUGCCUUACGCAGACAAAAACGAGACUAAGACAGAACUGCAUUUAAAUUCUGUUGAAAAUGUAUAUUAAAAAUGUGGAUAAUAUUUAUUAGAUAUAUAAAUUUCGUAUUAGAAGAAACGUCCAAUCUUGAUUAUAGACUAUAUUAUACUGAAAUUACAAAGUGUACAUACAUAAGAUGCAUAAAGUAUUAGACUUAUUCAAGUUUUAUAUUUUUUUGA
Molecule: messenger RNA, 805 nt
Organism: Dendroctonus ponderosae (mountain pine beetle)
Lineage: Eukaryota; Metazoa; Arthropoda; Insecta; Coleoptera; Curculionidae
Exons: 2
Coding region: 111-656 (181 amino acids)
Biological process (GO): cell surface receptor protein tyrosine kinase signaling pathway; intracellular signal transduction
Source: RefSeq, a predicted model, not a curated record